AUGCCAACCAUCCGCAUACUUCUUACAUUAGCUUUACAACGCAAUUGGUCGAUGCUUCAGCUAGAUGUCUCUAAUACUUUUCUCCAUGAAGAUCUCCCGGACACUGUCUUCAUGCGACAACCUAUCAGGGAACGAUUAACCAACCAUUCAAUCUCUUCUCAAUCAGUUGAAAUCUCAUUUCUUGAUCAAACAACUCGGAAAUAUCUCCUUAUUCCUUGGAAUACAGACUGCAAGCUGGCCUCAACUCCUAUCACUCCUAAAUCCAGCCAUUGUAACAGAUCAACUCAACCAUUCUCCGAUCCAAAACUCUACCGUAAACUUACCGGCUCACUUCAAUAUCUCUCCAUCACUCGUCCAGACAUCGAUUUUGCUACCAACUCCAUAUGCCAACAUAUGCAUAAUCCUACAACUCGAGGCUUUCAAGCCCUCAAAAGACUUAUACGCUAUAUCAAAGGCAUAAUACACUUCAGCCUCCCUCUAUUCUCCGGUGAUCUUCAACUCAAAACUUAUGCUGAUGCGGACUGGGCUUCGGACUCCAAUGAUCAUAAGUUCAUCUCAGGCUAUUGCACCUUCCUAGGACCCAAUCUCGUAUCCUGGACUAUUAAGAAGCAAGUUACGGUAGAAAAAUCUUCAGCAGAAGCUGAAUACAGAUCAUUGUCCUCAGCCACUUCAGACGUCAUCUGGCUCCACUGUCUUGCCUCCGAGCUCCAGAUUCCUCAGCAUUCUCCAACAGUUAUUCAUUGA
Dendrobium catenatum is the source of this 744-nucleotide messenger RNA. RefSeq lists its product as uncharacterized. The transcript is spliced from 3 exons. Lineage: Eukaryota; Viridiplantae; Streptophyta; Magnoliopsida; Asparagales; Orchidaceae. The record is from RefSeq and is a predicted model, not a curated record. Bases 1 to 744 code for a protein of 247 amino acids.